AUGGAACCUAAAGUUAAGAGAGGCUCUUCAAGACUUGGGCUUUGUUCAAAGCCAUUUCGACUAUUCUUUAUUCACACAACAACAGGGCUCAACCUUAGUCAUGUGUUGGUCUAUGUAGAUGAACUUUUGGUCACUGGCAAUGAUGCAACUUUGAUUCAAACUACUAGAGCCAACCUACAGAUGAAGUUCAAGGUGAAGGAUUUAGGGGAGCUCGGGUUCUUUCUAGGCAUAGAGUUUGCUCGAAGUAAAGCCGGUAUCUCAAUGAACCAAAGAAAAUAUGCCAUUGACUUGAUUGCUGACUCUGGGUUAGGGGGAGAUAAACCAGUAUCUAAUCCAUUAGAGUGUAAUCAAAGGCUAACAAGAGUAGAAAUUGAUGAAGUUGUGGUGUGCACAAAUGCAGAUGAUAGCAUUCUGGGUGAUCCUGAACCUUACCAAAGGCUGGUAGGAAGGCUACUAUAUUUGACCAUGACUAGACCUGAUUUAGCUUAUGUUGUCCAAGUUCUAAGUCAAUUCAUGCAUAACCUAAAGAGAUCGCAUAUGGAUGCAGCCUUAAGGGUGAUCAAAUAUGUGAAGAAUGCACCAGGAUUGGGACCGUUGAUGUCUUCAGAGGGGUCUAACAACUUGGUUGCAUACUGUGACUCUGACUAG
Nicotiana attenuata is the source of this 648-nucleotide messenger RNA. RefSeq lists its product as uncharacterized. NCBI's taxonomy places the organism in Eukaryota, Viridiplantae, Streptophyta, Magnoliopsida, Solanales, Solanaceae. The record is from RefSeq and is a predicted model, not a curated record. The coding region runs from base 1 to 648 and encodes 215 amino acids. The transcript has a single exon.